Molecule: messenger RNA, 2695 nt
Organism: Polistes dominula (European paper wasp)
Lineage: Eukaryota; Metazoa; Arthropoda; Insecta; Hymenoptera; Vespidae
Gene: tj
Product: Maf family bZIP transcription factor traffic jam
Biological process (GO): regulation of transcription by RNA polymerase II
Cellular component (GO): nucleus
Molecular function (GO): RNA polymerase II cis-regulatory region sequence-specific DNA binding; DNA-binding transcription factor activity, RNA polymerase II-specific
Source: RefSeq, a predicted model, not a curated record
UAUCUAUCUAUCUAUCUAUCUAUCUAUCUGUCUAUCUAUUCAUCUCUCUUUCUCUCUCUCUCUCUCUGUCUCCCCCCUUGUCCAUUUCUCCGUCUAUCGUGUUAAUAUCGAAAUAUUUCUCGGAGUGAUAACUACGCUCGGUACACCCGCGUAUUUUGACGAGCAAAAGUUGUUCGCUCGGAGGUCUAAGAAAAGGGAUUAUUAUUUGGCGGGAAAGAAGAAGAAGAAGAAGAAGAAGAAGAAGAAGAAGAAAAAGAAGAAGCAGCUUCGAGUGUUAUCGAAGUGCAAGGAAAAGUGUCAAGUGUUUAGAAGGCAAAUUGUUCGUGUUGUUCGUGCAUCGUCGAAGAAACUCACGUGGAUAAUUACCUACCCGUUUUUUCUGUUUUUUUUUUUUUCUUUUACUUUGUUUUCUUUUCGGCUGUAAGGCUGCCAAGAAAGGUGGUCACGACGUUAGAAACAGCGACGAGUUGUCAAGGAGGAGCUGGAGGAGAAAUAGCUGCUGUCACCGAGGAGACGCUCACGUAUGCAGCUGCAACGGAUGCGGUAGAGAAGGUGGAGGCGCAGGAGGUGGAGGUCGAGGUCGACGAAGUUAAGAUGGAAGCCGAGGACCACCUAGCGAGGGAAUACGUCCAGGAGUUUGUCCUCGAUCAUCUCGAUCCCGCCGACGUCAAGCGAGAGGUACGAAUGGGUUCGCCUAACGUAAUGGUGAACGGAAGCGUGGUGCAAAUUCCAGGACAGGUACAAGCUCAGGGCCUAGCUCUUGCACCGUUGACCCCACCGGCCCACGAAUUAGAACAACCCCAUCCGUUGUACGGGCAACCUCAUAUACAAGUGCAACACGGGGUGCUGGUAAAGGCACCACCCGGUGGUGCUCCGCAUUUGACGACCCUUUCGCAUCCAGGCACCCCGCCGGACACGCCACCGGUCUCUGCCUCUCCACCCCCGUUGCAGCUGCAACGCGCGGAGCGAGAUCCUCGCGAACGCAGUGGACUCCUCUUGCAUCUGCAACAACCGGGAUCCAUAUUACAGGAUGACAUGCAAGUUGGACCCGGCGUCAGUAUGGGCUGGCUAACCCAAUCCCUCAGGCAAGAACCCCUCGAUUUGAGACCACAUUGUCCUCAGGAACAAGCGCAAGAACCUCAUCACGAAGCUUGGUCCUCAUCGACCACCAAUCAUCAUCAUUUUCAGGAGCUUCAACACUUGCCGAGACAUACCAGGCAUCCCGGUGGGUACAUCACGAUGUCCGGUCACAUCGAAUACUAUGGUGGUCCAGGUUCAGGCGGCGGGAUGCUUCCCGCGGGCGGGGGUGUCAUGCAGAACAUGGAGGAUAGCAUGCAUGCGAUGCCCAUGCAACCGGGUAGGCCUUUGAGCGUUUGCUCGGUCAGUUCUUGUGGUGCCAGUGGUCCUAGUCCUGCUCACAGAACUGCCAAUGGAUUGUAUUCGAGUUGUGGACCUGCCAAUUCACAGGAAGAGCUUAUGAACGACGAGCUCCUCAUGUCGCUUUCCGUACGCGAAUUGAACAAACGCCUCCAUGGUUGCCCGCGGGAAGAGGUGAGUCAGGUUGUCCGCUUGAAGCAAAAACGUCGAACUUUGAAGAACCGGGGCUACGCGCAAAACUGUCGCAGCAAACGAUUACAACAACGUCACGAUCUCGAGACGACCAACAGUAAUCUGCAAAACGAACUUCAACGAAUAAAAAUCGAGCUGGCUCGAACCCAACAAGAGCGGGAUCUCUACAAGCAACGCUGUGAAAUAUUGAGGGCUCGUCAGAGUCAUCAUCACAGUCAUAAUCACAACCAUCAUCAACAGCAAGUUCCUCAGCCUCCUCAACAGCAAACGCAAUCGCAACCUCAGCAACAACAUCAGUCGCAAAAUCAACAUCCUCAACAGCAGCAGCAGCAGCAGCAGCAACAGCAACAACAACAGCAGCAGCAACCACCACCACCUCCGCAACAACAGCAACAACAACAACAACAACAACCGGCACCGGCCAGUCCUGAAGUCUACCUAUGACAUCGACAGCGCCGAGGAGGCGCUUGCUGGACCUGAACGCAAUUAUCUCGAUAGUCGAAUGCUUGAGUCGCGUUUCGAGAACGAUCAUGGAUCGAGAAAUGGGGAGGAAGAUUGAUGGGGAAGAACGUUCGACCGAUACCUCUGAGAUCUGGGCGUUAUUUCGACACCAAAAUAAUCAAAUAAUUCCGAAAAAUGACAGAAGCAAAAAGCACUUCUUUUGCGUGUGUGCGUGCGUGCGUGCGUGCGUGCGUGCAUAAACGUUAUAAACACAACUUUAUAUGAGGAUAGAUGGCUGGCUAUUCGUUUGUUUCUUUUUGUAGUUUUCCUUUCUUUUUUCGACGAUACACUGAGGACACAAGAAGAUGUCUAGAAUUAAGUUAAGGCAAAUGUAGGAUUAAGCACUUAUGAAAAAAUCUCGUCUCUAGCGUUUGAUCUACGCGUGUACAUAGAUUCAUACUACAUUGUUUAUGUAAUAUAUGAUCGCAUUGCUUGGAAUAGUUAUCGGAUCUUGGUAAGAAUUAUCGCGAUUAAAGAACUCGCGCGCUCUCUUCUAACGUCAAUUUAACUUAAAAUUAGGACAUUUGCAUAAGUUUUGAUACAAGAUAGGACUCCUUUUAUUCAUUUUCUUCUUACUAAUAGAUGAUUGAAUAAUAAUUGAAAUUUUAUUUUGUUGCCAAAAGUU